AUGGUGGCUCGCCAAUUUAUUGCUGAAACAGAGCGCCUCCCAGAUCACGCCCAUGUGUUGCUCAUAACAACUGGCAGCGUAGCAUCUAUCAAAGCUCCUCUCAUUGUCUCAGCGCUUCUUCAAUACCAAAAUGUCAGAGUAGAAGUGGUUGCGACCAAGGAGUCGCUCGCAUUUUAUGACCCUGCAGAUGUAGUCAAUGCAGGCGCCCGCGUGUGGACCGAUGAGGACGAGUGGUCGGGGUCAUACAAGAUUGGAGAUCCGAUCCUGCAUAUCGAGUUGAGGAGGUGGGCUGAUAUUGUUCUUACCUCUCUGCUUCGUGCGCUGGCACCUACGACACCGACUUAUGUAUUUCCGGCGAUGAAUACGCUCAUGUACGAGCAUCCGCUCACGGCAGAACAUUUGCACGUCGUGCGGGAUGUUGUGCGCUACCAAGUUGUCGGGCCAAUCGGAAAAAAUCUUGCCUGUGGGGACGUUGGACUUGGUGCCAUGACGGAAUGGCGAGAUAUCGUGGAGAUAGUGGUGGAUCAAAUGAAACUCGUUCGCAAAGACAACAAGUCAUAA
Suillus discolor is the source of this 561-nucleotide messenger RNA. Its product is annotated as flavoprotein. The coding region runs from base 1 to 561 and encodes 186 amino acids. The transcript has 5 exons. Gene Ontology annotation, molecular function: FMN binding; phosphopantothenoylcysteine decarboxylase activity. Lineage: Eukaryota; Fungi; Basidiomycota; Agaricomycetes; Boletales; Suillaceae. The record is from RefSeq and is a predicted model, not a curated record. Gene Ontology annotation, biological process: coenzyme A biosynthetic process. Gene Ontology annotation, cellular component: phosphopantothenoylcysteine decarboxylase complex.